AUGGCAGACAACGAAAGGGUCUACUACUCUACCGGUAGAGGAGGUGCCGGGAAUAUCACGUCCUCAAAACAAGUGCCUUCUCCAAAACUCGUUCCUCAAGGCUCCAAUACUCCACAAUUGAAUAAUGAUUUCAUCAGUACAGGAAGAGGAGGAUUUGGAAAUAUCGUUAAAAAUGAUGAUCCCAAAUUGACCCGAAAGUUGCAAGAUGUCGAUGGACACAAUGAAAUCCAUCCUGUCACCUCCAACAAGUCUUUUAUUGGAAGAGGAGGAUACGGGAAUUUCAUCAACGCCGACAAAAAGAAAGACAGAAGAGACUCGAGUCCAGAAAACUUGUACACGGUGGUUUCCAAUGGCCCUGACAACCCAAACAGCAAGUCUUUCCUCUCCAAAGUUACUGGCUUCUUCAAAAAGUAG
Yamadazyma tenuis ATCC 10573 is the source of this 414-nucleotide messenger RNA. RefSeq lists its product as uncharacterized. The record is from RefSeq and is a predicted model, not a curated record. NCBI's taxonomy places the organism in Eukaryota, Fungi, Ascomycota, Pichiomycetes, Serinales, Debaryomycetaceae.